GAUGAAUUAGGAGGAGGUAUUUUUUAAAAAAUAAUGGUUUAUUCUUUCCCAUUAGGGUAAAAUAGAGCAGUUUUAUGAUAUCAAUUUAAAAAAAGUUAUUAUUAUGUGAAUUUAAUAGGUAAUUGGUUCAGGCACAUAUGGAAGUGUUGUAAAAGCUACAUUGAAGGGUACAAAAAAUCAGAGGGCAGUAAAAGUAAUCCCAAAGAGCAAAGUGAAGAAUCCAGAUAGAUUCAAAAAAGAAAUAGAUAUAUUGAGAUAGCUUGAUCAUCCAAAUAUUAUUAAAUUAUAUGAAACUUUCGAAGAUUAAAGAAAUGUUUAUCUUGUUAUGGAGUACGACAUUUUUAUAUCUAUUAGAUUAUGUGAAGGAGGAGAAUUAUUCGAUAGAAUUAUGGAUAAAGGAUGCUUCAGUGAGUAUGAAGCAUAUGAAAUAUUUUUAUAAAUUAUGCAAGUAAUAAUUUUAUCAUUUGGAAAUUAGGCUUUGAAUUAUUGUCAUUCCAAUAGCAUUUGUCACAGAGAUCUAAAACCCGAAAACUUCUUAUUUUUAACCAAGGCUGAUGACUCACCGAUUAAAGUUAUAGAUUUCGGAUUGAGUACCUUAUUUGAAGAUCCUGUCACUUCAAAGCAAACUGGAUAAAAACUGACAAUGAAAACUAAGGCUGGAACCCCUUAUUACAUAUCCCCAGAAGUUUUAAAAGGGAGUUAUGAUGAAUUGUGUGACAUUUGGAGUGCAGGUGUCAUCCUUUAUAUCUUAUUAUCUGGAGUCCCACCUUUCUAUGGAGACUCAGAUCCUGAGAUUUUGGAUGCAGUACAAAAAGGAGAGUAUACAACUGACAUUCCAGAACUCAAAGCUGUAAGUGAAUCAGCCAAAGAUCUUAUUCGACAUAUGAUUACCCAACCUAGCAUGAGAUACAAGGCUUCAUAGGUUCUCAAACACAAAUGGAUGAUAGAGUCAAAUAAGCCGACUAAAUGUUAUAAUUUUAUGCUAUUAUCUUUAGAAUUAAAACUAAACUUUGCUUAAUUAAAGAAUUUUAAUGGAAGCAAUAAAUUGAAAAAAGUUGCGUUGACUUUUAUUGCAUCUCAAUUAAACGAAUAAGAAAUUACUGAUUUGGGCAAGUAAAUUUUAAUAGUAUUCUAAAACUAGAUUAUUUAAAUAAUUGGAUAAAAAUGGAGAUGGUGUAUUGACUAUUGAUGAACUGAGAGAAGGUUUAACUGGAGUAACUGAUUCUUAGUAGAAGGAUUUGGCUAAUAUUAUAAAGAGUAUUGAUACUGAUGGAAAUGGAACUAUCAAUUAUACUGGUAUCUUAUUUUGGCUAUGGAAUAGAAUUUUUGGCUGCCACAAUGGAAAAGUCAUUGUAUAUGAAGGAAGAAAAACUGUACCAAGCUUUUAAGAUGUUAGAUUUAGAUGGGAGUGGUAAAAUUGAUAAGUAAGAGCUCUAAACAGUUUUGGGAAGUAAUUAAACAUAAACUAUAAAUUAUAGAGAGUGAGAAAGUCAUAGAUGAAAAAUAUUGGGAUGACAUGAUUAGGGAAGCUGACAAAAAUGGAGAUGGAGAAGUAAAUAAGCAAAUUAUAUUAAUAGAUUGAUUAUAGUGAAUUUAUUGAAAUGAUGGAUAAGUUUAGUUUGAUAACUUGA
Paramecium octaurelia is the source of this 1631-nucleotide messenger RNA. The record is from the annotation of a GenBank genome assembly. Lineage: Eukaryota; Ciliophora; Oligohymenophorea; Peniculida; Parameciidae.